AUCAAAUGAACUGUCUUGAUUCCAGUGCUAGGAGAACGGAGUUGACUUUUGUGUGUGUUUUCUAAUGGUUUAGGAAACAAACAUAUUUUCUUACAAUUAUUUCACAGCUAUAUUUAUCUUCAAGACAUGAUCUUCAACGCAAUCUGCAGAUCUCGUGCCGCUUUUGGUACUUUUGUAGGCCAAUUGCAGAGAUCUACACUCAGUUCAGCAAGCUGGAGGAAUUUGUGUAGUAAACCACAUGACGCGUCAGUGCCAACACAAGCAGGGUUCAAAACGCCCGGCUACAGUCCGUCCGAGAUGGACAAGAAGAUUCUUGUGUGGUCCGGACGCUUCAAAUCCAAGGAGCAGAUCCCAGAGCUCGUGUCAUUUGAGAUGAUUGAUGCAGCCAGGAACCGACUGCGUGUUAAGGCCUGCUAUGUCAUGAUAGUUCUGACGAUUGGAGGCUGCAUCUGGAUGGUCGUCCUGGGAAAACAGGCUGUAAAUCGCCAUGACAACCUGACCAGCAGAAACAUGGAGAAAAAGGCUCGGUUGAGAGAAGAGGCACAGAAGGAACUAGAUGUGGCAGCGUCUCUGAUUGAGAAAAAACCACAGUGAGGAGCUUCCACCCCAAAACACGAACACUAAAAUCUGUCACGUGUUCAUGGUUCAAAAAGCAUCACAUAUCCUGAAAUAACUACAUGGUAGCACAGUCAUGUUCCUGCAUUGUUGGAAAGUGUUGAUCAUCUGCUCGAUUAUUGUUAAUAUAUAUUUGUUUCACAGAUAGAGAAUUGAGUAAAAAAGAAAAAAAAAAAAAAA
Molecule: messenger RNA, 795 nt
Organism: Ictalurus punctatus (channel catfish)
Lineage: Eukaryota; Metazoa; Chordata; Actinopteri; Siluriformes; Ictaluridae
Gene: fam162a
Product: family with sequence similarity 162 member A
Biological process (GO): cellular response to hypoxia; positive regulation of release of cytochrome c from mitochondria; neuron apoptotic process
Cellular component (GO): mitochondrion
Source: RefSeq, marked provisional